Anopheles aquasalis is the source of this 1650-nucleotide messenger RNA. RefSeq names its product Death regulator Nedd2-like caspase (gene Dronc). Gene Ontology annotation, biological process: proteolysis. Gene Ontology annotation, molecular function: cysteine-type endopeptidase activity. The record is from RefSeq and is a predicted model, not a curated record. NCBI's taxonomy places the organism in Eukaryota, Metazoa, Arthropoda, Insecta, Diptera, Culicidae.
GCUGCCUUGAAGCGUAGGAAAAUUGUUUUUGAGGAUGCUAGUGACUCUGUUCUGAAGGUGCAGCCUUGGAAAAAGAUUCUAUCCAGCUACACAAUGAAUCAUCAAGACCGAAUAGCUAUUAAUUGUACUUUGGAUAAGCUGCUAGCAACGACAAAGUAUCAUGUUUUGCGCCAUGAGUGCAUACAAGAACGUUUGCUCUCCCACAACAUGAUUGAGCGAAUCGAGCAAUUGGCACUAGACGAAACAACCAGACAUAAGAGGUUAUUUGAAAAAAUAACCAAACGCGGGCCGAAGGCGUUCACGAUUUUACUCGACAUUUGCCAACGCCACUUCCCGUCCGCGUAUGGCUUGCUGAACCCAGCAUCAAACAACAACCAGAUGCACUCAACGCACAACGCAAAGCGCCAGAGAUCUAUCAGCUUCAAUGUGUUACCGAGAUCAAACACGCUACGGUGUCAGGGUGAUGUAGAAGAUGGAAAGAAUAAUCACAUUAUGUCCAGCACGCUAUCAGAAGAAAGCAAGUGCAGCUUAGAGGUGUAUCCAAACAUGCUGCCGCACACGUUUACGGUAACGCUCACCAGAAACUUAUCAUCGAUCAAUACAACUUUUGAUACACAACGCGGGCAAAACGCCAAGGUGCCAUCAUAUUCAAUGAAAAGCAGAAAUCGCGGUGUUGCGUUCAUCGUAAAUGUGAUUGAUUUCGUUAAAAAUGUACACGCUAAGCGCAAUGGAGCGGACAUCGAUGGACGCAACCUGAUUUCGAUAUUCCAGCAGCUUGGAUUUGUCGUUUUUUACUACGAAAAUAUUACGAAAUCCGACUUAGACGAUCUUCUAGUGCAACUGAAGGAGUCGGAGUAUUUAUCGUGUGAUUGCUUCGCUUUUUAUAUUCUCUCUCAUGGCGAUCAUAAGAAGGGCAGUGACUAUAUCUUCUUACAUGAUAACUCCAUACUUCUAGUGGAAGAUUUAUUAACCGAAUUCAAUACCGUCAAUUGUGCGAAGCUGAUACGGAAACCGAAAUUAUUUUUCAUCUCUACUUGCCGCGGUGUACAACCGGACCUAGGAUCCUAUCGUCUUUCUACUAACACGGAGCGCGAUGGGAUGAUUGAUCCGAAGAAACCAUUGCCAACUAAUAUUGCUACAUACUGUGACAUGCUCGUUUGCUAUGCUACUGUGCCAGGUUUUGCAGCACAUCGUGAUACUAAUACUGGUUCGUGGUUUGUCGAAAGCAUGUGCAAGGUUUGGGCCGAACAUGCACACGAUACAGAUGUGGAGAAUAUGAUGAAGCUGGUGGGUGCUUACGCUUCCACUUACCGCACAGAAACAGCAGCUCUGCAAACCAUCUGUACCGAGCAAAGGGGGUUUUUUAAACUUCUCUAUCUUAAUCCAGGAUAUUACGAGCAUGCUGCGACGUUGAUAGAAAACAGCUCGCAGCCCACGACAGAUGAUUCGGAAAAUUCUGUCUAAUUCUCAAAAUGUAUUUUCCAUUAAAUUAUAAAUCAACAAUACUACAUUUUUGUGGGAUGGCGAGGACGGGCCGCAUUUUUGUGCCGUUCCCAUAAGACGACAACGGUCGUACAAACCAGGUCGUGCGCACCCUAAUUUUUCUACUAUAAAAUGAUCAUAAUAAACGCAAAUUUAUGAUGCAGGAAA